Molecule: messenger RNA, 1586 nt
Organism: Chaetomium fimeti
Lineage: Eukaryota; Fungi; Ascomycota; Sordariomycetes; Sordariales; Chaetomiaceae
Product: WD40-repeat-containing domain protein
Exons: 3
Coding region: 156-1229 (357 amino acids)
Biological process (GO): transcription-dependent tethering of RNA polymerase II gene DNA at nuclear periphery; RNA export from nucleus
Cellular component (GO): nuclear pore
Molecular function (GO): ubiquitin binding; RNA binding
Source: RefSeq, a predicted model, not a curated record
AAAGCAUCCAAAGCGUCAACAGCAGCAACCGACCUCUGCUGUCAACACAUCAGCUCCACGACAACCACAUCCACAUACAUUGUCGAUUACGCACGAUUUGCCCAACCGAAACCAGAAACAACAAGCGGCGAGCAGUUAAUUGAGAAGCCACCACGAUGGCGGGCCUUUUCGGAUCGCAGCAGACGGCGGCGAGCAACACGCUCGGCGACCUGAAGCAGGACGUUGAGCUCGGGAGCCCGCCCGAAGACAGUAUCUCGGCCCUUGCUUUCAACCCAAAUCCGAACGACCAAAAGGACUUGCUGGCCGUGGCAAGCUGGGACAAGAAAGUUCGCAUCUACGAAAUCAUGAGCAACGGUCAAGGCCAAGGGAAGGCCCAGAUAGAGCACGACGGCCCGGUCUUCUCGGUUGACUUCUUCAAGGACGGCCAAAAAGUCAUCUCGGCCGGCGCCGACAAGCAGGCCAAGGUCCUCGACCUGGCCACCGGACAGACGGCACAGAUAGCCCAGCACGACCAGCCGAUCCGCUGCGUGCGGUAUUUCGAGGCCAACGGCACACCGAUGGCAGUCACUGGUUCGUGGGACAAGACGGUCAAAUACUGGGACUUCCGGAGCCCACAGCCCGCCGGGUCCGUCACUUGCCAGGAGCGCGUCUACACGAUGGACGUACGACAGAAUCUUCUGGUCGUCGGCACCGCCGAUCGGUACAUCAACGUGAUCAACCUUGGGGAGCCGGCGAAAUUCUACAAGACACUGCAGAGUCCGCUCAAGUGGCAGACACGCGUCGUCAGCUGCUUCACCGACUCACAAGGCUUCGCCAUUGGUAGUAUCGAGGGCCGUUGCGCGAUUCAAUACGUCGAGGACAAGGAUUCCGGCCUCAACUUCUCGUUCAAGUGUCACCGCGACCCGCCGCAGGGCAGCGUGACCAACGUGUACGCGGUCAACGACAUCUCGUUCCACCCGCAGCACGGCACGUUCAGCACGGCGGGCAGCGACGGCACGUUCCACUUCUGGGACAAGGACGCCAAGCACCGGCUCAAGGGGUACCCGCAGGUCGGGGGCAGCAUCACGGCGACCAAGUUCAACAAGACGGGCAACAUCUUCGCCUACGCCAUCAGCUACGACUGGUCCAAGGGCUACCAGGGCAACACGAGCAACUACCCCAACAAGGUCAUGCUGCACCCCGUCCUGCCGGACGAGUGCAAGCCCCGCCCCAGCGUCAAGAAGAGGUAGAGCCCGUCGACGACGCCGCCCCGGGGCCAGCGAGGAUGGUUGUUCGCGCCGGAGGGGCCCGCGGAGCCCGCGGAGAGCGACAUGGUGCCGAGUAGUACGGAGUACGAUGUAGCGGCGGCUCACAUGAGCAUGGCGCGAAGGGGUAAGUUUAAGUCGGUAAAGUCGCGCAGGGUGUGAAGUUGAGGACCAGGGAGGGAGUGAAAGAUACCAAUGGAGAUAACUAGUACACUUGAAUUGCUGAGAGAGUCGGUGGGUGGUGGUUAAUGAGGUGAGUACGUGGGCAGGCGCAGGGUCGAAUUUCACAAUGGCGAGGAAAAGGGGCUUCCAAGACACCCAGGCUAGAUAGGUAGGCAGACA